AUGGCGCCCGACAUUGCUACGCGCAUCAAGUCCAAACUCCUCAGACGUCGACACUCGUCGUCGGCAGCCCCGUCCCUGAUUUCCAGCAGUCGAAGCAUCGCAUCGUCCACCGACAACCACAGCCUGCUAACGCCCCAGAAGCCGGCUGCGGUGCAGGCGUCGCGCGAGGCCUCGACAGCGUCUGCCGCCAGUCGCACGCAACCGAGCGCGAGUGGGCGCAGUAGCUUUCUCGUGACGAACAAGAGCGAUAACUCGAAUAAAUGCAGUUCCGACAGCUCGAAUGCGGACGAGGAGGACAGGGACGAGGAUGGCGAAGGCGAUGGCCCAGACGCCAAGGACCUGCACAAUACCUUGGGCACUAGUGAACCCAAUGCUGGCGACCCGCAGCCGGCGGCAACACAACCACAACCACAACUGUCACAUGAACCACCAUCACCAUCGCCAUCACAAUCACAGUCCCUCCCGCUCCCAUCACCACGGCCGCCUCAAUCGUCGGCAGGCCGCCUGCAGCGCAUUGAAGAGACCUCUCCCACCUCGCCCACCAGCGACCGUGCACACCAGGAGCUCGCCGCUGCCGCCACAGCAGCUUUGAACCGCAGCAAACGGCCAGGCCCUCUCGAACUCGACCCCAUCCCCCGCGCCCCAGCAUCCUUCAUCCAACUCGAUCCGCCCUCUCAAUUCCCCUCGACUUCGAAUACACCCAAUACUGCCGCCUACAUCCAGCCACCCCCUCUUCCCCGCCGUCAGAGCCUCGUCUCCCAUCGCCAGAUUGGCAUCGCCAAGGCCCUCCUCAACGGGCCCUCGACGCAUGACACUGAGGACGCGCACCUCGAUCUGGACGCCGUGAUGGUGAGCGCCACGCGGAAAAUCUGGGUCAAGAGACCGCAUGCGUCGCCGACCCUCGUGACUAUCAACGAGGACGAUCUGGUCGACGAUGUGCGGGACAUGAUCCUCCGGAAAUACGCAAACUCAUUAGGCCGCUCCUUUGACUCGCCCGACAUUGCUCUCCGAAUCGCUCCCCGCGACCAGUCACAAAAUGAGCGGUUCCUCGGUCCCGAGGAGCACAUGGCUCGCAUCGUCGACGCCUACUUCCCCGGCGGCCAGACCGUAGACGAGGCCCUGGUGAUUGACAUACCUCGGAGAACGCCCAAGCCAUCGCCGCGACCGGCAGGCUUGUAUCCUAGUGAGGAUGGGCGUCCGUCGGAAGGAGGUGAAGGCUACUUUCCCCCCGUCAACGGCAGUGCACACUCACCGAAUCAUCAGUUCGCCGUCCCCGUCCCGGCACCUAACGGCAUACCGCACUCGAUAUCCGUACUAGGGACCGGCCACAUCCCGGCUAUCCCGUCACCAGGUAGCUCACGGACGGCGCGACAGUAUCGCGAACGCGCAGAUCGACCUCGUCUCGGCCGUACACACACAUCCUCACCCAACGUCCUCUCCGACCCCAACACUGGGGCACCGCCCGUACCGGCAGAUUCCUCAUCCCACGCGUCGCAACAACACGGCCACCGACCUUCGCACUCGCGGGCACAGUCCAACUCGUCGGAGCAGAAACCAGCGGUGCCUGCUGGGGCAGCACCAACGUCGCCCGUAGCCUCGACGUCGCACGCUCGAGUGGCGACUCCCCCGCCACGCAUCUCCUCUCCUCGCCCCUCUGCCAACCGGGUGAAGAAGGUGAAAAAGCCGGCCGAGUUUCCGUCGAACAUGCCCGGUAUCCUAGGAGGCAGUGUCCCUCCCAUCAGCGUCCUCAUUGUUGAAGAUAAUCCUAUCAAUCUGAAGCUGCUCGAGGCUUUCGUCAAGAAACUCAAGGUGCGAUGGCAGACCGCUAUGAAUGGAAAAGAUGCCGUGGAUCAGUGGAGGACAGGCGGCUUUCACUUGGUGUUGAUGGACAUUCAGCUGCCGGUCAUGAGUGGCCUGGAGGCGACGCGGGAGAUCCGGCGGCUGGAGCGUCUCAACUCCAUUGGUGUCUUCUCAUCGACAUCUUCCUCGUCCGGCAGCCAGCCCGAGGAAGACAAGGAGGAGGUGGCCGAUGCCGAUCGACUGGAGAACAUUGGUCUCUUCAAGAGCCCCGUCAUCAUCGUGGCCCUGACGGCUAGUUCGUUGCAAAGCGACAGGCAUGAUGCGCUGGCAGCCGGUUGCAACGAUUUCUUGACAAAGCCCGUCAACUUUGUUUGGCUCGAGCGCAAGGUUAUGGAAUGGGGCUGUAUGCAAGCUCUCAUUGACUUUGACGGCUGGCGCCAGUGGAAGGACUUUUCGCAACCUGUCGAGGAGAAGGGUAAGAACACUUCGACCAAGGCAAAGCCCAGGAAGAAGUCCUCCCUGGCCGUGGAAGCGUGA
This is a messenger RNA of Emericellopsis atlantica, 2337 nucleotides long. RefSeq lists its product as uncharacterized. The record is from RefSeq and is a predicted model, not a curated record. Bases 1 to 2337 code for a protein of 778 amino acids. Gene Ontology annotation, molecular function: phosphorelay response regulator activity; protein kinase activator activity. Gene Ontology annotation, biological process: osmosensory signaling via phosphorelay pathway. Gene Ontology annotation, cellular component: Mcs4 RR-MAPKKK complex. Lineage: Eukaryota; Fungi; Ascomycota; Sordariomycetes; Hypocreales; Bionectriaceae. The transcript is spliced from 2 exons.